AUGGAUUUAAUUGCUAAAGAUGGAUUCAGUAAAAUACCACACGAAAUUAUGAUGUAUAUUAUGAAUAGUUUAGAAGCAACUGACAUUAUUUCAUUAUCUAUGGUGAAUAAAAAAAUUAGAUCCCAUACUCGAGACAAUUAUUUAUGGAAACAAAUAGUACUUGAACAAUACGGUAAGAAUGUUAUAGAAGAGGAACCAAAGAAUCUUUAUAGGAGGGGAAAAUGGAAAAGAUCAAAAGGAAAACUUAUCUUUGCUGAACCUAAUUGGUUAAGAGCUUAUAUGAGAUUAUCGACUGUUAAAGUGACCACUAAAAGUGCACAUUCGCGAGGAAAAUCUGGUGCUUAUUAUAGAUUCAAAGAUUUUGAUAAAAAAAAUGACGAAGAAAGUCCUCCAGGAAAUAAAAUAAAGGAGAAACAAAGAUCAUUUAAUAUUGAAAUCACAGUGAGUAAUGUUCCACCUGGUAUAUAUGAUAUCAUUUGGCGUAUGAAAAUAGAUAAAAUUACAUGUAAACCAAUAAUACACUUUAAUACUGAUAUUUGGUUAAGGCAUGAUAUUUAUCUAAAUUCCUACGAAAGAGAAUCGAAAUAUAAAUAUUCACCUAAUCCAGAUGAACUUUCCACAUUUUAUGAUAAAGGAUGGUUUCAUUUCAGAUUACCUUAUCAAAUAAUUAUCAAUAAAAAAGAACAAUUUGAUGAUAGAAGAUAUCAAAUACACACUGGGAUUAUAUGUCAGGGUGAUAAAUUACUAAAAAAUAAAAAAUCACUCAAAGUUAAUGAAGACAAUGUUAAUGGUAAUAAUAUAAUUUAUCCAAAACUAAAAAAAUUAGUGAAUAAGUUUUUAAAAGUUAUAAGAAAAAAAGGUAAUAGUAAUAUAUCUGAGUAA
Molecule: messenger RNA, 882 nt
Organism: Entrophospora sp. SA101
Lineage: Eukaryota; Fungi; Glomeromycota; Glomeromycetes; Entrophosporales; Entrophosporaceae
Source: the annotation of a GenBank genome assembly